AGUUUAUGUUUAAGCAAUAUAUACUUUAUAUUAGUAUACAGCUUAUGUUUAAGCAAAUGAAAUCGAGUCAUGAGUUAGAAAAUUAUAAAUUUUUCGAGUAUUGAAUGGUUAAAUUCAAAAUGAAGUUUGCUCUUGUAACUGUUGGCACUUCUCUUGCUACAGCAGCUGUAAUUACAAAUGCUUUUGUACAAAAGAAACAGUUUUAUCCAUCAGUAGUUUUCUUAACAAAAUCGAAUUCUAGCUUAGCAGUGUUAUAUGCUCAAGUAUUUGUCCUGCUAUUUUUAAUUGGAAAAGCUCUCCGUAGAAUAUUUUUUGGACAGCUGCGUGCAGCAGAGGUUGAGCAUCUUAUUGAAAAAUUUUGGUAUGUAAUUACUGAAACAUGCUUGGCAUUCACUGUUUUCCGUGAUGAUUUCAGCCCUAAAUUUGUUGCUUUAUUUACAUUUCUACUUUUUAUGAAAGCUUUUCAUUGGUUAAUGGAAGAUCGUGUUGAUUAUAUGGAUCGAACACCAGUUAUAAGUUUUCUAUUCCAUUUGAGAGUAAUAAGUUUAAUGAUGUUAUUGGGCACUCUUGAUUCUGUACUUAUUCAUCAUGCAUUUCGAAUUACACUUUCAAGUGGAGCUUCAGUUCAAAUGGUAUUUGGUUUUGAGUAUGCAAUUCUGUUAACUAUGGUUAUAGCAACAGCAAUGAAGUAUAUGCUACACAGCAUUGAUAGUUACUUUGAACAUCCUUGGGAAAGUAGAAAUGUAUAUUUAUUAUAUUCUGAACUAAUAACAGGUUUUGUAAAAUGCUGUUUAUAUGUUUCAUUUGUUGGAUUAAUGGUUAAAAUUCAUACUUUCCCAUUGUUUGCUAUUAGACCAAUGUAUUUGACAAUUAGAAACUUCAAAAAGUCACUAAGUGAUGUAAUACUUUCUCGUCGUGCUAUUACUUAUAUGAAUACAAGGUUUCCUGAUGCCACAGAAGAAGAGUUACUUCGAUUAGAAAAUACUUGCAUAAUUUGUCGUGAACAAAUGUUGAUUGGAAAGAAACUGCCUUGUAAUCAUAUUUUUCAUACAUACUGUUUGCGCUCUUGGUUUCAAAGACAACAAUCGUGUCCAACUUGUCGAAUGGAUGUGCUUUCUCAAGCAGCACAAAUGGCACGUCCAUCUUCUGUUCCACAGUUUUCUCCGCCUCCCCCACAGCCACAGCCUGCACCUCAAAGCUCUCCUUUGUUUGGGAUGUCUCAAGCACAAAGUUUUAGUCCACCCAGCAUGGCUCCUCCUGUUGUAAAUACCACUAGUAUGCCAUCAGCAUCUUCUACGACAACUUCUACUACAACAGGAUUGUUUAGUUUCCCACCCACAUUUACAUUUCCACCACCUCCUGGAUUUAUGAGUGACACAUCAUUUUUUAAUCCUAAUAUAAAUAGAACUUCGUCUUUUGCUUCAAUGAAUUUAGGAAUGGCUGGAAGCUUACCUUUUCCUCCUUUUCCAAUGUUUUCUCCUCCUAAUAUAAACUUUGGCCAACUAACUGACGAACAGUUGAAAUCUAUGGAAGGUCAGGAACGUGCCAAUGUGGAAGCUCGAUUACGUAUACUAAGAAAUGUUCAUACGUUGUUAGAUACUGCCAUUUUGCAGUUAAAUCAAUAUUCUCAAGUUAUUAAUAAUUUAAACCUCUUGAAUCAAUCAAAUAAUAUUCAGUCUUUUCUGAACCAACAGUCAACAGCCUCACCUACGUCUUUAAGCCCUUCCAACGUGCAAAAUACUUCUAAUGAAGUUCGGACAUUAGGUUCCAACUCGAGUUUAUUUACAAAUACAAAAUCUGCAACCUUUUCUACACAAAUAGUUACUCCAGUUAAAGACACAAUCUCAAACUGUGAGACGUCUGCAGGAUCAAGUACAGAUAUGGAAUUGAGACGCCGAAGAUUAGAGCGUUUUGAAAGUUUAACUAAAGAACAAAAGAAGGAUACUGAUAAUGUUUAGUGCUUGGAUUUCUAAGUUAUAAAAAUAGAUGAAAUUUCUUACA
Hydra vulgaris (swiftwater hydra) is the source of this 2001-nucleotide messenger RNA. RefSeq names its product E3 ubiquitin-protein ligase synoviolin B. Lineage: Eukaryota; Metazoa; Cnidaria; Hydrozoa; Anthoathecata; Hydridae. The record is from RefSeq and is a predicted model, not a curated record.